This is a messenger RNA of Andrographis paniculata, 1771 nucleotides long. RefSeq lists its product as uncharacterized. The record is from RefSeq and is a predicted model, not a curated record. The coding region runs from base 30 to 1259 and encodes 409 amino acids. Lineage: Eukaryota; Viridiplantae; Streptophyta; Magnoliopsida; Lamiales; Acanthaceae. The transcript has 3 exons.
CCUAAAACCCAAGCGGGCCGAAGCAGCCCAUGAAUCCGAUCCCUACUGGGAGCGGAGCAGAGCAGAGCGGGUCAUCCCUCCCACCGGCCACCACCACCGCUUUUCUGUUUCCUUGUCUUCCCUCUUCCCCUCCACUUCUCUAUUUUUCCUAUAAUAAACCAUUCAUCUCCUGGUCAGGUCAGGUAACGCACCUCCCGCCUCUUCUCCUCUGCUGGAAAUUAUGGAUCUUUGGUGCCUGCACCCGAAAAACACCAUCGUCUUUCCGCCCAGAAAUUCCUCCGUUUCCGAGAACCCCCUCACUUCUUCAACGCCCUUGCAAAUUAGCUUGUCCAGAGUGGAAUCUUGCUCCGGUUACCAUACCAAGUAUCCAUCUCUGUUGCUCAGGGCCAAGGGGAAGAAGAAUCCCGGAAGCCCCAGCAAUUCUGGGGGACAAUGAUCACUCAAAAACUGGAGGAGAUAGCCUAAAAGGUGACCAUUCUUUCCCUGGAAACAACAAAUCUGACGAUGCUAGCCCACAAAAGUCCCAACCUAAGCCUUUGGAUUGGCGGGAGUUUAGAGCAUUGCUCUAUACUCAGGAGCAGGCUGAAACUGCAGAUUCAGUUCAAGACCAAGAUGGAGCAUCAACAACUGGUUUAAAAUCUCUUCCACUCAAAUGGGCUCACCCUAUUUCAGUGCCUGAGAAUGGCUGCCUUCUUGUCGCUACAGAAAAGCUUGAUGGUGUUCGCACCUUUGAGAGAACUGUAGUUCUUCUCCUCAGGUCUGGAACAAGGAAUCCACAGGAGGGCCCUUUUGGGGUUGUAGUAAAUCGUCCACUUCACAAAAAAAUGAAACAUAUGAAUCCCAGUAAUAUAGAAUUGGCAACGACAUUUGCUGACUGUUCUUUGCAUUUUGGUGGACCCCUUGAUGCAAGUAUGUUUUUGUUGAGAGCUGGGGAGACUGCUGGACUUGCUGGUUUUGAGGAGAUUAUUCCUGGGAUAUAUUUUGGGUCCCGGAACAGUUUGGAUGAGGCUUCAAGAUUGAUAAAGAAGGGGACACUGAAGCCCCAAGAUUUCAGAUUCUUUAUGGGGUAUGCAGGGUGGCAGCUGGAUCAACUCAUAGAGGAGAUUGAAUCGGAUUACUGGUAUGUUGCUGCGUGUAGUGCAAACUUGAUAUCUGGGGCAUCACAGAAAUCUUAUCCUGAUGGCUUGUGGGAAGAGGUUCUGCAACUGAUGGGAGGUCACUACUCUGAAAUGAGCCGCAAGCCUAAGCAAGAUAUAUAAUAAGGGUCAUCCUGCCAUCAAUCCCUGUGCCAACCCAGAUCAAAUGUAGAGUAUAUUAUCCUAUACAACUGCUGCUUCUCCUUUUUUUUUUUCUUCUUCUUCUUCUGCUGCCUUAUUAGCUGCUGCCCCUAAAUAAUUAAAUAAACAAAUAAAUAAAUUUGCUUCGUUGUGUAGAUACAAAUAUGUAGGGGCGUAGUGGUCUGAACAGUAGUAACCUUUAAUUAACGACAGUACUUACCUUUUUAAGUUGCAACAUGCAAUAUAAAUAUGGUUUCAAAUAUGCUUAUGCUGCUGCUGCUGCUACAUUCUUGUAUUGUAUUGUAUAGUACCCAAUGUGGGGGGUAUCUGUCUUUUUAUGUAAGUUUAUCAGUGUCCAAAAGCCCGUUGGAUUUAGUUGUAAUGAAACGGUUGUGCAUUCGAUCAAGCUGCUGGCCUGGCCUGGCCUGGCAUGGCAUGACAGCAGUGUGGUUAGUGCACAGCAGCAGUUCAACAAGUGGGGAAAAGAACAUCAC